AUGGCGGCCAACGACUACUACGCCAACUCCCACCCGGGGCAGUCCAACGACAGGAACGAUGCGCCUCUGCCUCCAGUACCCGGCAACCACACACAACACUCCGUCUCGCCCGUCAGCUCGCCCUUUGACGACCGACCCUAUCCCACACACACAUCCAGCAGCGGUGCGCUCGGCGGCUACCCCAUCGAUACAUCGUAUUCAAAUACCUCAUACCAACCUCCGACACAGUAUAGCUCGACCGCACAUAUCAACGACCCGUACGCGCGGCAGCCAGACCCCUUCGCCGACCAAAACGCGAUACCGCUUCAGACACAGCCGAAGAUGGAUGGCAGCAGUCCGACACGGUAUAAUGGCGACCCAGAGUACUACGGCAUGGGCGUAGAACCCAAGAGGAGAAAGAGUAAAAAGAAGAAAGGCUGGUUCAGUGGCAGAGUGACGUGGGUAGUCUAUCUUCUUACGGCGGUGCAAGUGGGCGUGUUUGUUGGCGAGUUGAUCAAGAAUGGCAUCUUGACAGGCAGCCCCAUCCAAACCAAGCCAAACUUCAACAUCAUGAUCGGUCCUUCGCCCUACGUUUUGAUUAACAUGGGCGCGCGCUUCACACCCUGCAUGCACAACAUCAAGAAAGUUAUCGAAGCCGAUGGUGGACCCGUCCUUCAAUGGCCAUGCCCGAAUACCACCACCCUUACCGAUAACACGUGCACGCUGGCUGAACUCUGCGGCAUGGGCGGUGGUGUCCCCAACCAAGAGGGUAUCACAGACUUCAAGGAUAGAAGCCACGAGCCGAACCAAUGGUGGCGCUUCAUUACUCCUAUAUUUCUGCACGCAGGAAUUAUUCACAUCGGCUUCAACAUGCUUCUACAGUGGACACUAGGUCGAGACAUGGAAAAGGAAAUUGGUCCCCUCCGGUUCGCACUCGUAUAUUUCUCCGCCGGUAUCUUCGGUUUCGUGCUCGGUGGCAACUACGCACCCGAUGGUAUCACUUCUGUUGGUGCUUCCGGAUCCCUCUUCGGUGUCUUGGCUCUUACCAUGCUCGAUCUCUUAUACAACUGGUCCACCCGCCGCAGUCCGGUCAAAGACCUACUCUUCCUCCUCCUCGAUAUGGCCAUCGCGUUCGUCAUUGGUCUACUCCCCGGUCUAGACAACUUCUCCCAUAUCGGAGGCUUCCUCAUGGGAAUCGUUCUGGGUAUUUGCAUCAUCCAUUCACCCGAGUCGCUGCGCGCAAGAACAGGUCAAAGCGAACCGCCGUAUGCAACAGUGGAUACUCAGCCCCUCGCUCACGAGCCGGUUGCUACAGAAUCCAAAAGCAAGCUUACCGCUUUCGCCAAACAGCCAGUUGGCUUCUUCAAAGGUCGCAAGCCACUCUGGUGGGCGUGGUGGCUUGUACGUGCUGGCGGUCUGGUGGCAGUCUUUAUAGGCUUUAUCCUGCUGCUGAGAAACUUUUACGAAUGGAGGAAUACUUGUAGUUGGUGCAAGCAUUUGUCUUGCUUGCCCAUCACUACAAAGGGUGUGUCGUGGUGUGAUAUGGGUAGUCUGAACCUUACGACGACCGAGACUCCUAGCAAGAGGAGUUUAAAUCCGGCGAGCCUGGCUCACUUUAUGGGCGAAGCGACUGUUGGACGGAUACUGUAG
Alternaria burnsii is the source of this 1629-nucleotide messenger RNA. RefSeq names its product rhomboid family membrane protein. Gene Ontology annotation, molecular function: serine-type endopeptidase activity. Gene Ontology annotation, cellular component: membrane. The transcript is spliced from 3 exons. The coding region runs from base 1 to 1629 and encodes 542 amino acids. Gene Ontology annotation, biological process: proteolysis. NCBI's taxonomy places the organism in Eukaryota, Fungi, Ascomycota, Dothideomycetes, Pleosporales, Pleosporaceae. The record is from RefSeq and is a predicted model, not a curated record.